This is a messenger RNA of Drosophila guanche, 2716 nucleotides long. Its product is annotated as pneumococcal serine-rich repeat protein-like. The record is from RefSeq and is a predicted model, not a curated record. Bases 665 to 2716 code for a protein of 683 amino acids. The transcript has 5 exons. NCBI's taxonomy places the organism in Eukaryota, Metazoa, Arthropoda, Insecta, Diptera, Drosophilidae.
UCGUCGUUCGUUGUAGACCGUGUUUUUGGAGCGUCGCUCUUCGCUUCAAUCCGGAGUUCGCGCGUGUUUACUGCCAGCGUUUCCGAGUGCUUGUGCUUGUGCUGUGUGGUGCCUGUCCCCGAAAUUGGGGAAUAAAUAUUAUUACAAAUAAAAGCGCAGUAUGCAGUGUCAGAAUCCAGUGCAACAGCUUCGAUCGUUGAAGCCAGAUUUGGGGCCAGAGUGAAAUGAAAGCUGGCAAAAGUGAAACGCCCACCAGAAAAUUUGCGUGGUGGUAUGCUCUUGAAAGAAUCUAGCCAAACCACUUGGCAAAUUCCACAUACACAAACAAGCAUACACACCCCGAUAUAGAAAGAGAGAGAAGGAGAGAGAGCGAUCUAUCCAUAGAAGCGAAAUUUCACCAAGAACAGGCCCGGCCUGCAGCUUGGCAGCUCUUUGACUGUGGCUGGAGCCCUAGCUUCCAUCCUUCGUUAACAGCGCUCCCUGGGGGCGACAUUCCGCAGCUAAACAUCGAUCUUGGCAGAGAGUUUACAUCGUUACAGCCUUGUGGAUUAUAUUGGCUAUGAAUUUGGAUGGCACGGGGCCAGCAGCAGCAGCUGCAUCAUCGGCUUUGUGCCGUUUGCUGGCAACCAAGUAGCUGGUAGACCGCAGCAGAACGUCACCACAGAUGUGGUCCCCAGCCAUGGCCAUGGCCAUGUCACCUGUGCGGGAUCGCUGCGAUCUCAAUGGGAAUGCAACGAGUGCCGCGAGUGCCGCGAGUGCCGCGAGUGCGGGUGCCACAAGUUCGCCGCGUAAGACAAAAAAGACAAUUAUCAAUUGGCUGGUGAACGGAUCGCGAGCAGCCGCCAGUGCCAGUGCCAGUGGCAGUGCCACCGAUAGCGACAAUAACAAUCGCCAAUCAGUGCGCGAUAACCCCACACUAGACGAUAAUCAAAAUCCGAAUCAAAACCAAAGCUCCAAUUGCGAGUCGCGGGCGUUUCGCGAUUUCCGUGGUGUCCAAACACUUCGUUUGCUGUGGAGCAAACGCAUCAAAAGCGCCAGCGAGGAUCAAACGGUUGCAUCAACGUCAUCGUCGUCGCGCGCCUCCUCGCUGGGCACCCUGCGCAAGCUGAACAAAUCCGUCAGUUGUCUGGUGAACGCGUUCAACAAUCCCUCGCCGGAAAAGUCGCUGGCAAAACGCGCCGCCAGUCUGCACAAUCUGCAGGACGCCGCGUUGCAGCAGCAGCAGUUGCAGCGCGAAAAGGACAAUUUCUACAAGUACAAGAACGCGGAGCAGGCGCGAAUGCGUGGCAAGCUGCGACGCAGCAGUGACGAGCCAACGGUUAUAAACGCACACAAAAACGCGAGUGCCUACGCGACUAAAAACGCGAGUGCGACUUUAGUCGCGAGCAAAUGUGACGACAGCAUGCCGCCGCUUCCACCUGCCAGCAUUGAGUGCAAUAUGGAAUCGCCAGUUCCGCGGCGAUUACCAGAUAACGUUAUCUCCGACAUGGAAGUGGGUGGUAAACAGGCGGACGAGGAGGAGCCGGAGGAGGAGGAGGAGCCCGAAUCCAUUUACGAACCCAUCACACCCUCUGCCUUGCCUGCCAUCGAAGCCAAGACUGAAGCGCAGGCCUCGAGCCUGUUCAAGAUUGUGGAUAUCCAAAAGUCGGAGAUCAUCGAGGACAUCUACCAGACCGUGGAGGAGGCAUCCGCAUCCGCAUCCGCAUCCGCAUCCGCCUCAGCUGCCUGCGUCAAGCCCAACAUUUGGCUGGAGGGCUACGAGUCCAUAGAGGGCUCCUGCGAGGCAACGCCACCAGAUUUCGAUGGUUACGAGUCCUUUGCACCGCCCACACCCACACCCACAUCAAACCCUGAGGACACACUGCCCUUGUCCACACCAUCUCCUGGAACUCAUGGCGGCACACUGGGCAGGAAUACACGCGAUGAGCUGCCAGAGCUGCCGAAACCAAAGCGAGUGCUGCCAAAGUCUCCAACGCUGCUGCGACCAGCGCCACCGAAGCCAGACCUGACCAAGGAUGAGGAUGAGGAUGAGAACAUCUACGACACCAUCAAGGGCUGCUACGAGUCGAUGCACACCAAAGUACCAGCCAGCAGCGGCAGCGGCACCAUCUCCCUGGGUUCCAACUGCUACGAGAGCAUCUCCCACUACCGCAAGACAAAGACAACGCCAACAGCGACGGGUACCUGCAUCCAGCUCUCCAGCAGCGGCUCCACCCUGACCAUCUCCUCGGACCACAAGACCAACAGCCUGUACGAAUCCUCAUUGGCCGCCACCGGUUGUGUGAUGUACGGCAGUGCCAGUGUCGGCUGCCGCUCCUCCCUGGGCAGCGGCGGCAGUGCAUCAUCGAGUGGCGGUGGCGGUGGCGGUGGCGGCAAGCGGGCGGGUGACAAGCGUUCCUCCAUAGCCGGCUCCAGCGACAACAGCGAUGCCUGGGUGGACAUAUCCGAUGGCGAGGGAGCAACAGCAGCGACAGCAGACCGCCUGGAGGCGGGGCCGCCGCCCACCGAGGCACAGUUUGUUGUUGUACGGGAACGCUUCAAGCCGCAUCGUACCCGCAGCCCGGACUGGUCGAAGCGCAUUAGAGACAAAAGACUGCAACAAAAGAAGGCGAUAAGCUGCAUAGAGGUGCUCAACGAAUGGAAUUCUUUCUAUUAUCCGAAUGGGAAUGUUUCUCUAUUUAUUAUAUCCACGUACAAACGUUUCAGCAGCGCGUGA